CGCUGUCAAACGCCACCAGCAGCCCGACAUAUUAAAAUAUAUAUCAAAAUGGCCGUUCCAACCGUAACAGUCAACGAGAUCUCCCAAGGCAUCCAGGACUACUCCUCCAAUGGAAGCGUCAAGAAGGUUCUAGAAGGUAUCCUGAACGACUACAUGGAUCUCCAGUAUGCCAAGGAAACUCCAUACACCACUGGCCAGCAGAUCCUUCCUACUGGCUCCACCAUAGAAGAUGUCCAGACCAGCAUCCAGAGUAAUACUGAGAAGAAAUUCAAUGACAUCUUCGUCACCAUCUCUGACAUCUACAAGAGUGGGGAUUUGACCCCCAAAUCCAAAAAUGAUGGUACCUGGGACCCCAAGCUUAAACCUGUUCUAGUGUGUGUGACCCCUAACAAAUAAUUUAGGUAUCUUUAAUAAUAAU
This is a messenger RNA of Aricia agestis (brown argus), 418 nucleotides long. RefSeq lists its product as uncharacterized. The transcript is spliced from 3 exons. The record is from RefSeq and is a predicted model, not a curated record. Lineage: Eukaryota; Metazoa; Arthropoda; Insecta; Lepidoptera; Lycaenidae. The coding region runs from base 49 to 396 and encodes 115 amino acids.